GAAGCAGGCAAAGCAGGAUAGAGCAAUCAUUCUCACAACACAUUCCAUGGAAGAAGCUGAAACUCUUUGCGACAGGCUAUGUAUCAUGGUCGAUGGAAGCCUGCAGUGCAUAGGCACGCCCAAAGAGCUCAUAGCUAGAUAUGGAGGCUACUAUGUGCUGACGAUGACGACACCGCCCGAGUUCGAACAAGAGGUCGAAAAUCUGGUGCGCAAGCUCUCACCAAGCGCCAGGAAGGUGUACAAUCUGUCGGGGACGCAGAAGUACGAGCUGCUGAAGCAGGAGGUGAGGAUCGCUGAUGUGUUCAUGGCCGUGGAGAGCUUCAAGAAGAGGGUGGAGGUCCAGGCCUGGGGCCUCGCGGACACCACCAUGGAGGACGUGUUCGUCAAGGUCGCCAAAGGGGCGCAGCUCAGCGAAGAGCUCUCGUAGUCGGAUGCAGACCGGUGCAAGGGUAGGGGUCUGGCCCUGCUGGUGAUGUACUGAUGUUUGCUGUACAACAUGCAUGCAUUCUUAGUUUGAUUUGCUCACUUUUAUACUCCUUUCAUUCUAAAUUAUUAGUCGUUUUAGCUUUUUAAGGUGCAUAGAUUUUACGAUGCAUCUAAAUAAAUAUUAUGUCUAGAUAUCAUUGCGAAACC
Panicum virgatum (switchgrass) is the source of this 633-nucleotide messenger RNA. Its product is annotated as ABC transporter A family member 5-like. Gene Ontology annotation, biological process: transmembrane transport; lipid transport. Lineage: Eukaryota; Viridiplantae; Streptophyta; Magnoliopsida; Poales; Poaceae. Bases 47 to 427 code for a protein of 126 amino acids. The record is from RefSeq and is a predicted model, not a curated record. Gene Ontology annotation, cellular component: intracellular membrane-bounded organelle; membrane. Gene Ontology annotation, molecular function: lipid carrier activity; ABC-type transporter activity. The transcript has 3 exons.